AGGUUGAUGCCGAUUAGUCCUCAACCUCAAAAAUUGGCGGUGAAAAUACCUAAGGUCCCAAUUUUUGUUUGUCCGUUGGUCCUUUUUCUAACGGAUCCGUUAAACCCAAAUAAAGUGCCACGUGUCAAUUUUUUAUUGGUCUAAUAAUAAUUUUAAUCAAAAAAAUUUAAAAUAAAAUAAAAAACUAAAAAAUAUAUUUUAAAUUAUAAAUUUAUUUUAUUUUAUUUUUUUUUUUUUUUUUUAUUCAUCUUCUUCAACCAGCCACCAAAAACUAACCCUACAGACGUCAUCUUCUUCCGCCUCUUCUUCGCUCUACAUUCUCUAAGAUCAUCAGAUCUCCAAGCCAGAUUGUGGGCAUCUUCGGCAUCGUAACGCCCAAACGAGCACCGCCACUAGACGUAGCACCCCUUGAAACGUCGAUUUCGCACUCUGCCAUUCCCAGUCAGACCUAUGCCCAAUCGUCUAUCACUACAGUUCUUCUCUUCUUCGAAGAGUAAAACCCAGAGAAAUUGAAGACCAAAGGAUCUCACUCCCGGACCACCAACCCUCUCUCCAUUUUCAGAUCUGUUUGCACCACCAACCCUCGCCGCACCACCCCUGGAGUUUCUCCUCCGGCGGAUGGUGGUAGUGGUGCCAUCUUGGAGUCCCCGUCGCACUGAACCACCCCCAAAUUAGGAUACGUUGACAAAAAUUCACCCUCCGAGACCAGAUUGGUAUGAAGAAUUCUAUGCUUCAGUUCUUGAUACGAGCAUGAAAUCUUAUGAAGCUGAGAUUGCAGGUUACAAGUCUGAGCUGUUUGCUAAUUUGAGAGGAAAGGCUGAAAGAGUGGUAGAGAUUGGGAUUGGGACGGAUCCAAAUCUUAGGUACUAUGGUGGAGAUAAAGGUGUCCAAGUUUUUGGGGUGGAUCCAAACAAAAAGAUGGAGAAAUAUGCCAAGUCUUCUGCCAUUGCUGCUGGUUUGCCGAUUCAGAAUUUUAAGUUUAUACAAGAUGUAUGUUCAAUUUGUCAUCUGAAAUUGCAUUUUGUGUUUGUUUGUCUUAGCAAUGAACCAUAAGCUUUGUUUUUGAGACAGCUAUAUAUGAAAAUGUUAUAUCUUAAAUUAAGAAAUAGUUGCAAAUGUUUUGUUUAAUUAUAUUUUAUUAUUAUUUUCCGAAUAA
Molecule: messenger RNA, 1156 nt
Organism: Cannabis sativa
Lineage: Eukaryota; Viridiplantae; Streptophyta; Magnoliopsida; Rosales; Cannabaceae
Exons: 3
Coding region: 751-1053 (100 amino acids)
Source: RefSeq, a predicted model, not a curated record